AUGGCCUGGCUCGGUGUCCUCACGUUCGAUCCGAAGGUCCGCACGAUAGAAUUCGAUGCGUGGCUCGACGAUCUACAGCUGUUCUUACUGAGCGAUUCCAAGGACGGAGUCUCACUAUUUGACCUCACGUCUGGCGCCUCUCUCGCCCCUACCGCCACAGCUGAUAGUACGACUCGCUCACAGUGGCUUACUCGUGAUGCUGCUGCUCGCUUAGCCGUUUGCAACCACCUGCCGUUAGCCGAAUGCGCUCACUUCGGACAGCAUAAGACUGCGAAAGCACUGUACGACGCUGUAGUCGCUCGUUACUCCUUCCCGGUCACUGCUGCUCAAGGCCGCCUUCUCUUGCCCUACCUGUUCCCAGAGCUGUCCGCCUUUGCCACAGUAGCCGACCUCGUCACUCACCUUCAUACUAGUGACACUCGCUACAGCGCUGCGCUUCCCGCCGAGUUUCUCACCAAGAACCCUCCUCCCAUAUACAUCACUCUCUACUUCAUAUUCACCCGCCUCCCUGACUCUCUUAGCACUGUCAGGGACCUCCUUCUGGCCGUUGACCCCACCACCCUCAGUGUCGACAUGCUCGAGAAGCACCUCCUUGCAGCUGAGAUUAGCAUAGUUGCUGUAGGCGCUUCUCGUGGCACUCCUCGCACCCCCUUCUUUGAGGGGUGUUCGCCCUCCCCCCUUCUCCUCUCAGUCGCCUCUGCUGCAGCUGUUGACUACCUUCGUGCUGAGGAGGUAGGAGCUGCGUCUGCCCCUAGUGGGAGGCGCCGUAGCGGCAGGGGCAGGGGAGGAAGGGGCGGUGGGGGCGGCAGAGGUGGAGGCGGUGGUGGGGGCGGUGGAGGCCGUGGAGGGGGCGGCGGUGGCGGAGGGAGUGGUGGUGGGAGUAGAGCUGUAGGUGGCGUCAGUGGUGGCGGCAAUGGCGGUAGUGGCGGCUGCAAUCAUGGCGGCAGUGGGAGUGGAGGCGGUGGCAGUGGGGCGGCUGGGGGUAGUGGUCCCUGCCCGUAUGUCAUUCGCACAGGGGCCUAG
Molecule: messenger RNA, 1023 nt
Organism: Closterium sp. NIES-65
Lineage: Eukaryota; Viridiplantae; Streptophyta; Zygnematophyceae; Desmidiales; Closteriaceae
Source: the annotation of a GenBank genome assembly